CGUGAGCAGGACCGGAAAACGCUUUGGGCCCACUUCCGGAUUAUGGGUCUCCGCCCCCUCGUUCCCGGAAGUAGAAGACAGCGGAGUUGCCAUGGCGGCGUCUCUGGGGCAGGUGCUGGCUCUGGUGCUGGUGGCCGCCCUGUGGGGUGGCACGCAGCCGCUGCUGAAGCGGGCCUCCGCCGGCCUGCAGCGGGUUCAUGAGCCGACCUGGGCCCGGCAGUUGCUACAGGAGAUGAAGACCCUCUUCUUGAAUACUGAGUACCUGAUGCCCUUUCUCCUCAACCAGUGUGGCUCCCUUCUCUAUUACCUCACCUUGGCAUCGACAGAUCUGACCCUAGCUGUGCCCAUCUGUAACUCUCUGGCCAUCAUCUUCACACUGAUUGUUGGCAAGGCCCUUGGAGAAGAUAUUGGUGGAAAACGUAAGUCAGGCUACUGCGAGUGCAGGACUCAGCUCCUUGGACAUCGACAUACCUGUAUUAGUUCCUUCCCUGAACCCAUCUCCCCAGAGUGGGUGAGGACACGGCCUUUUCCCAUCCUGCCCUUUCCUCUGCAGCUGUUCUGCUUCCUUGUGGCCUUCAGAGUUCCCUUCCCCUGGACAGUCUGGGGACAGACAGAGGCUGGGGCGGGAUUCAGGACCAGACCCCAUCUGAGCCCUUCCUCCAGCCCUGUACCAGCUCCUAAUGGCCUGGCUAAGCUCAGACCCCCUUGAUUUCUGCCUAUUAUCCCAGGAGCAGUUGCUGGCAUGGUGCUCACUGUGAUAGGAAUUUCACUCUGCAUCACAAGCUCAGUGAGUAAGACCCAGGGGCAGCCGUCUACCCUCUGAGUGGGCUGAACCCACCUCCAGCUCUGCUGCCUCCAGGAAGCACCUGGGCCAUGAAGUGCUGGCAGUGAGUGGAUGGACCUAGCACUUCCCCUCUCUGGCUUCAGCUUCCUCCUCUCUUAUGGGGAUAACAGCUACCUCAUGGAUCACAAUAAGAGAACAAGAGUGAAAGGGUUUUGUAACCUUCAAGUGCUGUUCAGCUGCUGGGAUUUAGUACAGGAGACUCUACGCUCACCUUCAGCAACCUUUCUGCCCCAGCAGCUCUCUUCCUGCUGACAUCUCAGGCCCCCAGCCCAGCCACCAUUACUGUGGCCUGAUCUGGACUAUCAUGGUGGCAGGUUCCAUGGACUGCAGAACCCCAGCUGCAUGGAAAGGGCCAGCUGCAGACUUUGAGCCAGAAAUGCAAACAGGAGGCCUCCAGGGCUCAGUCAGAGCGCCUUGGCUGAAUGAGGAGUGGAACCGAGGGGAAGAAGGUACAUCAGAGUGGCAGAUGCAGGAGAUGAGCUGUCUAUUAGCCUUGCCUGCCUCACCCAUGAGGUGGGCAGAAAUCCUCACUGCCAGCCCCUCUUAAACAGGUAGAUAGCUGUGAGCCCCAGCCCCACCUGACUCCAGCACCCAGCACACCUGGCGAGUAGUAGCUGUCAAUAAAUCUGUGGUAAACAGACAGAGGUCUGAUGGGAUUUCGCCUUCUGAGAAACAAGAGAGAUGUGAGAGCCCUAAGGUUAAACCCUUCCAAGUAUCUGGGCACCACGAUCUAGUAGAUAAGUUGCUGAGGGUUAAGGAGUGGGGUGUGAGGAGGUGAGUCUACUGCCUCUUCCAGUGAGAAAAGCUUGUCACCGGGACAAGGUGGGUUCCACCCUGCCCAAGUCCCUCCUUCCCUUCUCUCCUAGGUGUGUUCUACCUCUGGGAGGAAUCGCGGCCUGGGAAUGCGGCCCUCGGUCCACUGAAGCGUGCCCAGGUCGCCCUCGACCUCCCGUACAAUCGCCUCAUACUCAGCUCGCAGGCUCUGGAACUGGCGUCGGACCAAGAAGCCCCGGACGCAGGCCUGGUAUGCAGAAUGAGAGGAAAGAAGUCUCUUACCACGGUAAGAGAGGGGGCAUCUCGGAGGACUGUCCUGGAGAGGUCGUCCCGGCGAAUGCAGGAGGGGACCUGAUGGCGGGGAAAGGAUAGGUGGGCUGUGCGCUGGGACUCCGGGGGGCUCAAGGGAGAAUGCCGGACUGGAUGCCCCUCCUCGCCUUAAGGCUCUUCCCGUUUCCCUGAUCCCGCGCGACCGUGUGGUGGGAGUGGGGGCGCGCAGGGCAGGGAGUCCGUGGGUCUCAGCUUUCCUCAGCGCGGUUGGGGACAGCCGGUAUCUCCAGAGGUUGGCGCGCGGUUAGGGGACUGAACGUGGUAGCAUCUCUCUGGGAGGUCCAGGUACGAGACCCCAUGAUUUCCCUGAGGGAAAAAUCCUGUGCACCCCGCGCCCGCCCUCGCACCUGCAAUGCCGACACCUUCCGAACCAGCAGCUUUUCCUCCAUGGGAGCCAACGGCCCUGCGGCCUGCGCGCCUGCGAAGUGCGUCAUUAGUCGGCGUCGUUCCUGAGCAUGCGCGGGCGUGGGCCCCGCCCACGCUGUCCCCACGGCAACCUCUUCCAGUCCAGGUUAGAGGCGUCCUCGCGACAGGCGCACCUGCGUCGCCCCAGCCCCCGACUCCCCCUCCCACAGCCGCAAUGUGCACUUGAAGGUACGCGGCGCUGGGCUGUCUCCGCGGAGGCCGGGAGGAAAGGCGCAAGGAGGGGAAGCAGGACACGGAGCCGCUUGCUUGCUUUCCGGUUUAAUUCCAUCCAACGCCCCCCUUCCGCAUAGCACCUGGGGGGCCGCGGAACACCCGCCCGAGUCCGUAAAAAGUCACAGUUUGAAGAGAAUGAGAGGGGCAGUGUGGGCCUGCGUGGGACACCUACGCAGCAGACUGCUCCUCAGGCUCGGCGUUCUCGGCCAGGUGGAGCUUCUGGCUGUGCCCGUCAAGGAUCGUGGCGCUUUGGACCAGUCCUUCCUGCCACCCUGGUCUCCCAUCCUGCAAAGGCUUAGUUCCUUCACCUGUGCAAAGGUCCGGGAACGAGGGUCUCGGCCGUCUGUGAACUGAGGUUGCAGUCCCCGCCUGCCCUCUCUCACCCCCUCUCUCUUCAUCCAGAUCGUGCAGGUCAGACACACGGGUGUGCGCACACGCACUCGCGCUCUGUUCUGACUGAGGACUAGGUGAGGUGGUAGUGUAAAUUAGUAAAAAUAAUUGUUCAAUGCUGAAAGGAUAGGAGGACAUCACAAGCUUUGCCAUGACUGAUAUCAGCUAAAGUACUCACAAAGAUUUUGAUCAGUAGUAAAACAUCUCCUGCAACCAC
This is a messenger RNA of Rhinopithecus roxellana (golden snub-nosed monkey), 3194 nucleotides long. RefSeq names its product transmembrane protein 234 (gene TMEM234). The transcript has 5 exons. The coding region runs from base 92 to 709 and encodes 205 amino acids. Lineage: Eukaryota; Metazoa; Chordata; Mammalia; Primates; Cercopithecidae. The record is from RefSeq and is a predicted model, not a curated record.